Molecule: messenger RNA, 1608 nt
Organism: Ustilaginoidea virens
Lineage: Eukaryota; Fungi; Ascomycota; Sordariomycetes; Hypocreales; Clavicipitaceae
Exons: 3
Coding region: 1-1608 (535 amino acids)
Biological process (GO): transmembrane transport
Molecular function (GO): transmembrane transporter activity
Source: RefSeq, a predicted model, not a curated record
AUGGCCCUAACGAAGCAGGUCCAUCUUCGCAACCCGGAUGACUUUCCUACCCUUCAACUUUUUCUUCUAGCGAUUGUUCGUCUUGCCGAACCUAUCGCCCUUACUUCCAUCUUCCCCUAUGCCUGGGCUCUCGUCAAAAAGUUCCAAAUCGGCAACCAGGAAGAUGCCUCGUUCUACGCCGGGCUCCUCAUCUCUUCCUUCUCCCUCGCCGAGGCCCUCAUGGGUAUGUACUGGGGCGGCUUGUCUGAUCGUAUUGGCCGCAAGCCCGUGUUGAUGCUGGGAUGCCUGGGUACCAUGUUCAGCAUGAUUAUGGUGGGUUUUGCCUCCAAUAUCUGGAUAGCUUUGCUCGGAAGAGCCAUAGGUGGUCUUCUCAACGGUAACAUCGGCGUCAUUCAAACAAUGGUCGGCGAGCUUGUCACCAAACCCGAACACGAACCUCGCGCAUUUGCCGUCAUGCCCUUCGUAUGGAGCAUCGGAACCAUCAUCGGCCCUUGCAUUGGCGGAACGUUUGCCAAUCCUCACGGAACUUGGCCUGGCGUGUUUCCCAAAGGCUCUCUGUUCCAUGACUUCCCGUAUCUCCUCCCCAAUCUUCUAUGCGCCAUCCUACUCCUCAUCAGCAUAGCGCUGGGAUUCUUUCUGCUCGAGGAGACUCACCCUGAUAUGCAACCCCGCAUGCUGUUGCCUGCAGAUACCUAUGUCUCGGAAGAGACUCCACUGAUCGAGACUUCAGAUGCCAUGAAGCGCCCUGCGGUGGAUCUUCGAGCCGAAACUUAUGGAACUCUCCGGAGUUGCCACGACGAGCAUGAACAAGACAAGUUGGCCAACUUGGCCACCCGAGAAAAGGACGGUCUGUUGACCAAAGUCUGGAACCCACAAGUUGUUGGCUUUAUUGUCGCCUUGUCCAUCUUCACCUACCAUUCCAUGACAUAUGAUCAUCUCAUGCCAAUCUUCUUCGAGGACGAACGUCGUGUAGACAAUGGCGACGGCGCGACAAGUCUCCCGUCCAUCUUCAACUCGGCCGGCGGCCUGGGACUCUCGCUGUGUGAUGUCGGGAUGAUCAUGGCUGUCAACGGCAUCAUUGCCUUGUUCGUGCAGGCCGUCAUCUUCCCCAUUGCAGCAGAGAGGGUCGGUGUGUACAAGCUUUUUCUCAUUGUCACUGCUCUGCACCCCAUCGUGUACGCGAUUGUCCCUCUCUUGCUCCUCGUCCCCGCAGCUCUCAUCUUCCCCGCCAUAUACACCUGCCUUGCGGUCCGUAACAUGCUCUCAAUCACGCUGUAUCCAUUACUUCUUAUCCUCAUCAAAGAGGCCACUCCGUCACCCAGCGCUUUGGGCAAGGUCAAUGGUUUGGCUGCCAGUGCCGGUGCCGCCUGUCGCAUGAUUGCCCCUCCGGUGGCUGGAUAUCUCUACACGUACGGCAGCACAAUCAACUGCACCGCUAUAGCAUGGUAUGGAAGUGUCGUCGCCGCCAUCAUGGGCUCCGUGCAGUGCUUUUGCGUUCCCCGUAGGCACAAUGCCGACAAGUCCGAAGAGUGUGCUACCGCGACGUCACCUUGCAGUGAAUAUGCUCCGAUGAGGUCUGAAGUAUCGGAUGAGGAGGAGAGACGCUAA